Molecule: messenger RNA, 1896 nt
Organism: Plutella xylostella (diamondback moth)
Lineage: Eukaryota; Metazoa; Arthropoda; Insecta; Lepidoptera; Plutellidae
Gene: Hyccin
Product: PI4KA lipid kinase complex subunit hyccin
Biological process (GO): protein localization to plasma membrane; phosphatidylinositol phosphate biosynthetic process
Cellular component (GO): plasma membrane
Source: RefSeq, a predicted model, not a curated record
AAAAGUCAAAAUGUCAAAAAAUUGUGGUUUGUUGUUGUGAUUACUGAAAAUUUUAUCAUGAGUUUUUAUUAUUUUUAAAUUAAAUUCCUCAGCGCUAAACAAUAUUUGGAAAAGAGACUACGGUAUUUAAAUUAUUUAUAAAUCGUCAAAGGAUCAAAACAUAAAAUACAUAGUCUGAAAACAAAAUCAUAUUUUAUCAUUAUUUUAUACAGGUUUCCAGAUAACUUAUAGAGCUAUGGCUGAAUGGAAACAUGUCAUAACAGAGUGGCUCUCCGAGUACUCCUCAUUACAGCCAAAUGAGAUCAAGAGUUUUGCAGCUGAGCAUGAGCACAACCAUGAGAUAGCCACUGCUGUUUUUAGCUUACUCUACAGUGAUAGUGACACGGAGACACAACAGUCCAGUAAAACAGAGGAUGGAGAGCAAUAUGAAAAGAUUCUAGAAGAUGUAUGCGUGCAGUUGUUUAGCUUCUACCGCUCGCAGGAGGUGGAGCUGCAGCGGUUCACUCUGCAGUUUGUGCCGACGCUCAUCUUCAACUACCUGAGCCUCGUUGCUCAGCAGGGCACCAGAAAAAUAUGCAGAUGCAUUGAAACUCUACUUAUAAGUAUCUACAACUAUGAAGUGGUGGAUGAGGCAGGCAAACCCAAAGUAGUCUCAUUCCGACUUCCAUCCCUAGCACAGUCUUCUAUUUACCAUGAGCCGAUGUCGCUCGGCCCCCAGUUCCUGACAGAGAGCGCGCUGCGGCGCUGGGAGGAGUGCGACACGAAGCUGGUGCGCUGGGGCCCGCUGCCGCAGGUGCAGUCGCUGCACGCACAGAACCGCCUCAAGGUCAUGUCGGCGCUGCUCUUCGUGUAUAACCGGAACUCGAGUCUACUGCAGAAGCUGUCGCUCAGGCAUUUCUGUAUUGCUGCUUCUAGAAUAGUAACGCAAGGGUUCCAACAGCACAAGAACGGCUCCCACAGCAGUUCCUACAACUCGACCCCGCGCAUCCCCGUGUCCCCGCACUUCCUCAUAGAACUGGUCGAGGGCAUCUACUACGCCAUGUUCAAUGAGUUCUAUACGCUGGCUCUACAGGCCGUCCGGGAUGUGAACCAGAGGGCGCAGUAUGAGCUGUUCCCCGAUGUGAUGUUGGUUACUAGCGCGGUGAUUAACUCUAUACAGAGUAUGCCUUCAGGUCAGCCGAGCGACGGUCCGAUGGGCAUCAGCGUGGCCUUGUCUCCAGCUACCAACACCGUCACCAUGUCCAAGUCCAUGAUCACCAACGCCUCCUUCCGGACCAAGAAGUUACCAGAUGACAUUCCGAUCCAGGCGGGGCAGCCCGUGGACACCGACGCUCUUCAAUCAAUCACUGAGGAAGGCGAGGGGGAGGGGGCACUAGCGCGGGGGGGACCUCGCACCUCCAAACCCAAAUUCACCCUCGGGAAGAAAAAAGAUUCCAAAGACAAGAGCAUAGACAAAAAAGUCACUCUAAAAGAUUCUUCUAAGGCUAUAUGGAACUCUUUGAGCGGCGGAGGCGAUGCGGUAGACUCUUCACAGAAGGGCAGUGUAGGGGAUAGCUCUGAAGCUAAUGGGAGUAUGAAAGAUGAAUUAUCACUUGCGUCUGGACACAAUAGUAUGGAGACCUCGGACUCUCGUUCGCAGACCACUGACUCUAUGGAUAUAGAGACGACUCCCCGGUUCGCCGCCAUGCAAGUCAGUUCGGUGUAAAUUAUGGCGCAGUGGGUGAGGAUUGUAUGGGACACUUGCACUGGAUAACUGGAUUCCCUAGCUGGUGAAAUAAACUACAUCGCAUGUAGUUUAGUAUAGAGUCUGAUGUGUAUAGAAGAUCUUGAAACCAGUGGAUCAGUGAAAAGCAAGGUUGGUGCAAUCGAACUUAACUUUUUAAUAUAGUAAAUCAU